Morone saxatilis (striped sea-bass) is the source of this 4086-nucleotide messenger RNA. RefSeq names its product vomeronasal type-2 receptor 1-like. The record is from RefSeq and is a predicted model, not a curated record. The coding region runs from base 130 to 4086 and encodes 1318 amino acids. Gene Ontology annotation, cellular component: membrane. Gene Ontology annotation, molecular function: G protein-coupled receptor activity. The transcript is spliced from 14 exons. NCBI's taxonomy places the organism in Eukaryota, Metazoa, Chordata, Actinopteri, Moronidae. Gene Ontology annotation, biological process: G protein-coupled receptor signaling pathway.
GUUUUCUUGGGGGAAGAGGAGAAAAACAGUCUGUAUGAAGAUGGAGAUGUAGUUAUAGGUGGUUUAUUCCCUCUACACUACAGCCCUGUGUCUUCUCUUCCAACAUACAAAACUAAACCAGCAGCUUAUAUGUAUAAAUAUUUCAGCUCUCGUGCCUUGCGCUGGAUGCAAACCAUGACUUUUGCAAUUGGAGAGAUCAACCAGCGCAGUGACCUGCUGCCACAGCUCAAGCUGGGUUUCCACAUUCGUGACAGCUGUGAUGACAUACCGGUAUCUCUGAGAGCAUCUUUGCUGUUGGUGAACGGCCAGCCAGAGAGAGACUCCAGAGGUCCACAAAGUAAAAAUGAUUUAAAUUUAAGUUGUGCUGCUGUACAAAGUAUUGUCUCCCCAGUAAUCAUAGGAGAUGCUGCCUCUGGGGUGUCUAUGGCUCUGCUGAGAAGCCUGGGUUCUUUCCAUAUCCCCCUGGUGAGCUAUUUCGCAUCCUGCAGCUGUCUGAGUAACCAAAGGGAGUUCCCCACAUUCAUGCGAACCAUGCCUAGUGAUGCCUUCCAGGUCAGAGCCCUGGCCCGGCUGGUUAGUUAUUUUGGCUGGACCUGGGUGGGAGUCAUUGGUCUGGAAUCUGAUUAUGCUCGCUUUGCCAUCCAACUCUUCCUGGAGGAGUCAGUGCAGUAUGGUGUGUGUGCUGCCUACAUUCAUUUCUACCCUGUAGUCCUGAGUCAGCAGGCUCUAGAUGAGCUUCUGGAUGUAAUUCAGAUGGCAUCCUCAAAGGUUAUCAUCAACUUCUGCAGUGACUCAGAGAUGAAAGGUAUUCUGAAAGAGAUCCGACGUCGGAAUAUAACCGGUCUGCAGUGGAUCGCCAGUGAAGCUUGGGCCACUGCCAAAUCGCUUUGGGAAAAGUUUGGAGAUCUCCUGACAGGAACACUGGGAUUUGCCAUCCAAAGAGCUGAUGUGAUUCCAGGCCUUCAACAACACCUCACUAGUCUCAGACCAUCCAAUAUUCAUGAAUCAGCUUUCUUGGCAGAAUUUUGGGAAGAGACGUUUAACUGUCGAUUGAAUGGGUCAGUGAACAGCCACUCUCAUGGAGAUAACAACUACAUCGACAGAUUGCCAUGUAAAGGGACGGAGGAUUUAAGCAAUGUUUACUCUCCUUAUUCUGAUGUGACACAGCUAAGAGUGUCUUAUAAUGUCUACAAGGCUGUGUAUCUGGUGGCCCAUGCAUUGCAUAAUAUGAAUAAUUGCAUAGUUGGACAGGGGCCUUUCUCUAAUGGCACCUGUGCAGACCCAAAGAAUUUUAAACCUUGGCAGCUAAUUCACUACAUGAAACAUGCAAAUUUUUCUGCACUCGGGGAGAAAGUCAGCUUUGAUCAAAACGGUGACCCCAUUGCUUAUUAUGAUCUCUUGAACUGGCAAAGGAGGCCUGACGGCUCACUACAUUUGGAAAAAGUAGGUUUCUAUGACGCCUCAUCGCCUGCUGGACGCAGCCUGGUCAUAAAUGACUCAGUGAUUCAGUGGCCUGUUGGGAAGCAGACAAUUUCCACAGGGUUGUGGGAGUUCACCUGUGUUAUCAUUGUAACAGCAGGAAACUGGGUAGCAACUAAAGUGUGCAAACUUCAAAACAGCUUUCAGCCAGCCUUUGUGGCCAGGGGUGACUAUGUUAUUGGGGGGAUCUUCCCCCUUCACUAUAACCAGGAGAUGCCAGACCUCAACUGCACCUAUAGACCACCACCAGUGAAGUGCAAUGGCUUUGAUCCCAGGGCUUUCCGCUGGGUUCAGACUAUGAGGCUGGCAGUGGAGGAGAUAAACCAGAGUACAGAGCUAUUGCCCAAUUACACCCUUGGAUACAAAAUCUUUGAUUCAUGUUCAUAUCCACUGACGGGUCAGAGGGCUGCUCUGGCUGUGUUGAACGGGCUAAGCGAGGAUAACUCUCCCAUGUGCAGCGGUGCCUCUCCGCUCCUUGCUGUUAUUGGGGAAUCUGGUUCUACGCUGUCUAUGGUGUUGUCAAGAAUCCUGCAGCCAUUCAGAAUACCGAUGAUCAGCUACUUUUCUUCAUGUGCUUGUCUCUCUGACAGAAAAAGAUUUCCUACCUUCUUCAGAGUUAUCCCGAGUGAUGACUAUCAGGUGAAAGCCAUUGCUCAGCUGCUGGUACGGUUCAACUGGACUUGGGUGGGGCUGGUGCGAGGAGACCGUGAAUAUGGACGCUUUGCUGCAGAAGGUUUACUAAGGGAAUUACAGGGUACCAAAGUAUGUAUAGCGUACCAAGAAAUUAUCCCCCUGCUCUACAGUCAUCAGAGGGCACUGGAAAUCAUGCAGGUGAUGCGAACCUCUGUAGCAAAGGUUGUGGUGGUGUUUUCAUCUGAGGGGGAGAUGACACCUUUCUUGAAAGAUUACAUGAAACAGAACAUCACUGGAAUCCAAUGGGUGGCCAGUGAGGCCUGGGUUACAGCAUCUGUCUUUGCAGGAAGCGAGUAUUACCCCUACAUGGGGGGCACCAUUGGGUUUGGUAUCAGGAAAGGUUAUAUAUCCGGACUCAGUGACUACCUCCAGUCAGUAAACCCUCAAAUGUAUCCAAAUAAUGUUUUGGUUAAGGAGCUGUGGCAGGCUCUGUAUGGUUGCAGUCCUUCUUUGUCCUCUGACUCCAAGUUGCCUCCCUGCACAGGGCAGGAGUCCCUGUUGGAGCAGCAUUCGGCCUACAUGAAUACAUCUAACCCUAGAGUAGCAUACAAUGUCUAUAAGGCUGUACAUGCAAUUGCUCAUUCCCUCCACAACCUUCUUCUAUGUCAACCAGGCAGUGGGCCUUUCCAAAACAACUCAUGUGCUCAAAGCAACAACAUACACCCCUGGCAGCUCCAGUACUACCUUCAGGAAGUGAAAUUUGAAAUUGCCGGGGAGGAGGUGAACUUUGACCUGAAGGGUGACUCCAUACCUUAUUAUGAUAUCAUCAACUGGCAGAGAGGCACAGGCGGAAACAUUGAGUUUGUCAACGUGGGGUUGUUUGAUGGAACCAAGCCUGCUGGAAAGGAGGUGGUGAUCCAGGAAGACAGGAUUAUUUGGGCAGGGCAUCAGAGUGAGGUUCCAGUGUCUGUAUGCAGUGCCAGCUGUCCUCCAGGGUCCCGGAAGGCUGUUCGUCAUAGGGAGCCUGUUUGCUGUUUUGACUGUGUACCAUGUGACAGUGGCAAAAUUAGCAAUCAGACAAACUCAAUAGAGUGCAAAUUUUGUCCUGAGGACUUCUGGUCAAACAAAGACAGAACAGGCUGCAUCCCUAAGAAGGUGGAGUUCUUGGCUUAUGAUUCCUUGGGUAUAGCCCUGACAGUGACCUCUGUGGUGGGUGCCUGCCUCACUAUGACUGUCUUUGCAGUCUUUUUCUAUCAUAGAAACACAGCCAUUGUCCGUGUGAAUAACUCUGAACUCAGCUUCUUCAUCCUUUUUGCACUGACUCUGUGUUUCCUGUGUUCCCUGGUGUUCAUUGGAGAGCCAACACCAUGGUCCUGCAUGCUGCGCCACACUGCCUUUAGCAUUACAUUUUCACUUUGCAUCUCGUGCAUUCUGGGGAAGACUCUGGUGGUGUUGGCUGCUUUCACUGCCACCAGGCCAGGAGACAACAUCAUGAAGUGGCUUGGGCCCAAGCAGCAGAGGUUAAUUAUUUUCAGUUGCACUCUGGUUCAGGUAGUUAUCUGUGCUGCCUGGCUCAUUGAUGCUCCUCCUUUUCCAUCCCGAAAUACAAAAUAUGAACGCUCAAAGAUCAUACUGGAAUGUAGUGUUGGCUCCAGCCUCGCAUUCUGGUGUGUUCUGGGAUAUAUUGGUCUACAGGCCUGUCUGUCCUUCGUCCUGGCUUUUCUGGCCCGUAAGUUACCAGGCAACUUCAACGAGGCCAAGUUCAUCACUUUUAGCAUGCUGAUCUUCUCUGCUGUGUGGCUAGCAUUCAUCCCUGCUUAUAUCAGCUCACCUGGAAAUUAUGCAGAUGCAGUGGAGUCAUUUGCCAUUUUGGCGUCCAGCUUUGGCUUGUUGUUCUGCCUGUUUGCUCCAAAGUGCUACAUUAUUUUACUGAAACCAGAGAAGAAUACAAAACAGCACCUGAUGGGAAAAUAA